This is a messenger RNA of Zerene cesonia (dogface butterfly), 556 nucleotides long. RefSeq names its product larval cuticle protein 1-like (gene CPR46). The transcript has 3 exons. Lineage: Eukaryota; Metazoa; Arthropoda; Insecta; Lepidoptera; Pieridae. Gene Ontology annotation, cellular component: chitin-based extracellular matrix. Bases 43 to 390 code for a protein of 115 amino acids. Gene Ontology annotation, molecular function: structural constituent of chitin-based larval cuticle. The record is from RefSeq and is a predicted model, not a curated record.
UCAGUCGCUCACUUGGAAGCUACCAUAUCAAAUCAAUUAAAAAUGAAACUGCUCAUUGUCGCCCUCGCCUUCGUGGCUCUGGUUGCCGCCGGCCCCGUCGCCGAGAUUAAGGAGCCAGUAAAGAUCCUCCGCUCCGAAUUCAACCAACAACCCGAGGGAGGAUACGUUUUCAGUUACGAGACCGACGAUGGAUCCCAACGUAGCGAGACUGGAGACUUGAAGGAAACCCUUGAUGAGGAAAACAAGCCCCACCAAGUUGUCGUCGUCCGUGGUUCAUUCUCCUAUGUGAACAGCGAAGGCAAAGUGGAAACCAUCAACUACUACGCUGACGAAACCGGUUUCCACGCUGAGGGUGACUCCAUCCCCAAAUCUCCCGUUGCCAGGAGAUAAACGCUUUACGACUGAAUGAUCUAUAAUAUAGGCUGUACAGUUCUGCCAUAGUUUAUGUAGCGAGGCAUCCGCUAUAUAAUGUCGCUUAAAGAUGCCUACUGCCAUAUUUUGUACAUUUUUACUGUUGAUAUACGUUUGUAUAGAAAUACACGUUGAAGUAUAAUUA